AUGGCAGAAUCGUCAGGGUGGAACAAUCGAUCCGCCGCAUCACAACGAAGCGGUUUUAUGUCUUCUAUGGCGCAUGCUCGAGCCUACGAUCAUGGGGCAACAUUACCGGUGCACUCGAAUUCGGAAUACUCACAUAUGGGAUUCUACAGUAGACGAAUGCAAAACGGAGAAACGUUUAGCGGAGGGCAUUCUCGAUCAAGAUCCAUGCAGGCAGUGAACACUCCAGAGAGUGCUAAUGGAGCAGCAUUGGUGAUCGAUAUCCACCGUCAAUACGGACGUAUCUUAUCACCGACUAACGUUCGACGACCAAAUCUUCAUAUCUUUUUCUCGUUACAAACGUUGAAUGGUACUGAACCGUUGAGUGCGAUUACUGAUGAUCUCAGCGAACUGUUUGAAGUUGGUGAUCAG
Messenger RNA from Anisakis simplex (herring worm), 408 nucleotides. The record is from the annotation of a GenBank genome assembly. Lineage: Eukaryota; Metazoa; Nematoda; Chromadorea; Rhabditida; Anisakidae.